AUGCGCAUUCGGCACCGGGCAGCCGAAGCCGCCGCACAGUGCCGAUUGCUCUCCGACUCGGCGGAGGCAGAGACAUACACACAAAAGUGCACUCUGUUAUGUCCGCUACAGCUCCGGACCUCAAGACGCCGCAACGCCGAGGCCGCACAGAACCCGGGUCGUCAUUCUGAAAGACUCGCUCCACUCCCACUCGACUAUGGAGACACAUUGCUCUCGGGUCUUUAG
Molecule: messenger RNA, 225 nt
Organism: Bursaphelenchus okinawaensis
Lineage: Eukaryota; Metazoa; Nematoda; Chromadorea; Rhabditida; Aphelenchoididae
Source: the annotation of a GenBank genome assembly